Brenthis ino (lesser marbled fritillary) is the source of this 780-nucleotide messenger RNA. NCBI's taxonomy places the organism in Eukaryota, Metazoa, Arthropoda, Insecta, Lepidoptera, Nymphalidae. The record is from the annotation of a GenBank genome assembly.
AUGUCGGAGACACGGAAAAACCAUCUUACCAUAGAUGGGGGCCAAGUAACAGAAGAUGAACACGUCGCCUCAUAUAAACCUAUUCCUGAAUCUGAUACAGGGGUUGAAAAAUUUAUUGAAGCAGACGCGGAAUACAUGGAACUUAGUCAAUCUGAGAAUAUGGAGAGCGCCGCCGACGAUCCUGACGACCACUGGGAUCAUGAAAGCAUAGCUAGUAUGCUAUCUCUCUAUUUACAGAAUAUUGAUAAAUUUAGAAAUCCACACAUCAGGAAAAAGAAUGUUUGGAUGGAUAUUGCGAGUGGGGUCGGUAACAAAACUCCUGACAGCUGUGACAAAAAAUUUAGAAAUUUAAAGCAAACAUACAUAAGAUUGUUGAGGAAAAAGAAAGUAAGUGGUGUUACAGCAUUCAAAUGGCCAUAUUUUGAUGCCUUUGAAGAAAUAUACAAUGUAGAUGGUGAAUACCAGCCAGAAAUUAGGCAAAAAGUUAAAGAAGGGACAAAUGAUAGGCUCACUAGAGAACUAUUAGAAAUGACCACAACCUCAAAAGUAGUUGAGAGCGAUGACAAUGAAGCUACAAGCUUUCAAAAUGAUGAAAUAAGACGAAAAAUGCUUAAAAAAAGGAAUUCAGAGUUUAAAAAAGUUGCUUUAGAAAUGCGAGAUAGACAGAGGGUUGUGGAGGAAAAGCUGGAUAGAUUAAUAAAUAUUGUCGAGGAAUCUAACAGCAUACAGAGGGAACGAAAUAGAUUAUUUCAACAGUUCCUUGGAAAUUUUGGACCAAGU